Megalobrama amblycephala (Wuchang bream) is the source of this 738-nucleotide messenger RNA. Its product is annotated as ladderlectin-like. The record is from RefSeq and is a predicted model, not a curated record. NCBI's taxonomy places the organism in Eukaryota, Metazoa, Chordata, Actinopteri, Cypriniformes, Xenocyprididae. Bases 137 to 622 code for a protein of 161 amino acids. The transcript has 6 exons.
CUAAGGCGCACACAUUUGCGACAGAGCAGCUGGGUAUAAAUACAGCUGAUUUCAAGCAAUGAUCUGAGUACUGCAGAACAGAGUGUUACAAACGCUAUUGCAGAGGUGAAUUUUGAUACACUUGGGCUUUGCCAGCAUGUGGAUUUCAGCAGCAUUCAUUCUUUUUGCACUGGCUGAAAGUGGAGUCAUGCAAUCAGAUUAUUCUAUAGGCCGAAAAUGCCUCGUUGGCUGGGAAAAAUUUGGAACACAAUGUUUUAAAUUUUUCAGCGAACCCAAGUCAUGGGCUGAUGCAGAGAAACACUGUGUUGAACUCGGAGGAAACCUUGCAGCUGUCCACAUUGAACUCACUAACUCUUUUCUAAAAACCUUUGUGAAAAAACUAUCCAAUAGCAACACCCGAUCCUGGAUUGGUGCUCAUGAUGCACCUAAGGCAUUUGUCUGGUUUUGGAGUGACGGAUCAACGUUUGACUACAGUGACUGGCACAGUGGUCAGCCAAAUAAUGGAGCAAAUGCUGAAAGAUGCGUGGAGAUGGGCUAUGGAGAUGAGAAGCGCUGGAAUGAUGCACCCUGUGAGAAUCUUCUCCCUUUCAUCUGUUACAGAGUGGCUAGGAUUGAGUUUUGAUUGAUAAACUAAUUUCUCAUGUCUGUCCAUAAAUCGCUUAUUGUAACAGACAUACUUUGCCCUUUGCAUUUUAAUAUCCAUUUUUGCAAAAAUAAAAUUUAAGCAACAAAUGUAAA